UGUAUCAUGACUUCUCAAGAGAGUACUGAAGAAAUUCCUUUUGCAGAUAUAUUUGAUGAAGAUGAAACUGAAAGGAAUUUUUUAUUGUCAAAACCUGUUUGCUUUAUUAUAUUUGGGAAACCAGGAGUGGGCAAGACAACCUUAGCUCAUCACUUAUCACAGACAUGGAAAUGUGUUCGUGUUGAAGCUUUGCCAAUUUUAGAAGAACACAUUAGUCGUGAAACGGAAUCAGGAAUUAUGUUACAAUCCAUGCUGGUCAGCGGUUACAGUAUUCCAGAUGAUAUUGUCAUGAAGCUAAUCCUAGAGAAACUCAACUCCACAGAAGUCUCGCAUUUUGGCUAUGUUAUCACAGAAAUCCCAUCACUUACCCAGGAUCCCAUAACUACUUUGCAGCAAGUAGAAUUACUUAAAAAUUUAAAAAUGAAACCUGACAUCAUAAUCAAUAUUAAGUGCCCUGACUAUGAUAUAUGCCAAAGAACUUCUGGGCAAAGACAGCACAAUAUUACAGGCGAUAUAUACAGUAGAGAGCAGUGGGAUCCUGAAAUCAUUGAAAGCCAUAGGAAAAAGAAGAAAGAGGCCCAAAAGGAAGGAAAAGCUGAAGAGGAAGAAGAAGAAGAAGAGCAAGAAGAAGAAGAGGCAUUUCUUGCUGAAAUGCAGAUGGUAGCUGAACUUCUUCACCAUCUAGUUCAGAGGCCUGAGGAUUAUUUGGAAAAUGUCAAAGAAGUCAUCAAACUUUAUAAGGAAACAGUUCUUCGCACUUUAGAAGACAUAAUGGCUGCACACAGUCCUCAGUAUCUCAUUGAGCUAGAUGGAAAUAGGCCACCAGAGGAGCUCUUCACAGUGAUUAUAGAGCGACUGAAGUACCUGAACCUAAGAAGAGCAGGUGUUUUAACCAAACUUCAGAGUUCAGAAGAAGAAAUAAAUGACGUCAUGGAAACUGAAGACUUGUUCCGUACUCUUGCAUCUUAUAAACUUAUUGCGCCAAGGUAUAGGUGGUACAGAAGCAAAUGGGGGCGGACAUGUCCUGUGACUUUGAAAGAUGGCAACAUUUUUUCAGGAUCAGCAGAUUUUGCUGUAAGCUUUCUAGGGAGAAUGUACUGCCUCUCCUCAGAGGAAACAUUGAAAGCAUUUCUAUUGAACCCACGUCCCUAUCUUCUUCCACCGAUGCCAAUGCCACCGUGCAAAGUGUUUAUAUUAGGACCUCCAAGCUCAGGGAAGACAACACUUUGCAAUCUGGUUGCAGAACAUUACAAAGGAAAGGUAAUUGACUAUAUCAAAGCUGUUCAACCACGUUUUGAUAAAGCCCGUGAAACACUAGCACAAAGACGUAUGGCUGACACAGUUGAAGCAGCUAUUAAAAUAGUGAAAGAAAAGAUUCUUGCACAACUCCAUUCUAAAAAGCAAGCUGAGAAAACAUCCAAAGAAUCUGAAAAACAAAACGGGAAAAAGGAGGCAGAAGCAUUUCAUAAGGAGGUAGACCCAGGCAAAGAAGAAUUACACCCUGUGCCGGAUGAAGACGCAUCCAGUCAGGAAGUCCCUAAAGACAUGUCUACGGAAGACUCUGAUGAAACCAAAACAAAUACGCUUGAUAGUCAAGGUGAUGAAAGAGAAACCAGUGAAAUGAGUUCUCAAGACCUUAGUCAAGAGACAAAGACAGAAUCAGAAGAAGUUUCAACAGAAGACUCACUGCCAGAAAUAAAUGCAAAUCAUCCAGAUGUUGUGGCCAUGUUGGCAGACACUCUAAAAUAUAUAAAGGACAUAAAUUUUGACCAGCCUCAUGAAAAACGUGCUGAGGUCUUAGGUGAAGUCCUCAAAGAGGUCAUAGAAGAAAACAAAGACAGGUUUCCUGGUGCUCCCAAAUAUGGAGGAUGGGUUAUGGACAACUGCCCCAUUGUGAGAGAACUGUGGACAGUCUUCAUUGAGAAAGGAUUUGCACCUGACUUGGUGAUCUGUUUAACAGAUACAGAAAAUGAUGGAAAAUACUUACUUAAUAGAGUAUAUUUAGAAAGGAAGUCUGAAAUUGAUGCCAAGAUUUUAGAAAGGCUAUCAACUGAACUACACAAGAAAAAGGAAGAGGAAGCAGCAGUAAGAAAAGCCAAAGAGGAAGCAUUAAGACUGGAAGAAGAAGAGCAGAAGAUAUUGGACGCUAUAAAUAAGAAAGCAAAAGAAGGUGAGGAGACACCUGAAAAUGAGAAUGAAGAAGAGAUUGAAGGUAAGGAUUCUGAAGAGCGUGAUGAGUCGGAGCAAUUUGAAAUAUCCGAUGAGGCCAGAGGAUCGCUGCUCCCAGAGCUGCCUGAUCGUCUCAGGUCCGUAGAAAGAAAACGUCAAUCAGUCACUGAGCCUAGAGUGGGUACAGCAGAUCAAACAGAAGCUACGAAAGCAUCCGCAGAGGGCAUGGAAACUAAAAGGGCGUCUGAAACAGCUAUACUGCCUGAGUUUCCAGAAGAUGCUUAUCCUGAUGUCCCAGAAAUGGAGCCAUUUAAAGAAAACAUGACUAAUUACAUAGCCGUGUGGAAAUCGCUGGAAGCACUGUUAGCUGAAUCUUCAAUUCCAACUUUAAACUUGGAGAUUGCCAACAGAACACCAAAGGAGCUGUUUCAAAAAAUAAUUGAUACCAUGCAAAAACCUUUCCAGUACAGUGCUUUGGAGUUAACUAUGGAAGACUAUGAUGAAGAAACAGAAGACUUUCAGGCAGAAGCAGAAGGAGAGGAAGAGCUAGAAGAAGAGGAAGAGGAAGAAGAAGAGAAUGAAGAAAAGGCUAAGGAGAAGAAGAGGCACUUGGGAGACACAAAGCACUUCUGUCCAGUGGCUCUCAAAGAAAACUUCAUCCUACAGCCAGGCAGCACAGAGGAAGCAGUGAAAUAUCGCGAGAAGAUCUACUACUUCUCCAGUUCGGAGGCUAGGGAAAAGUUUUUGGAGCAUCCUGAGGAGUAUGUGGCUCACGGCCAACCAUUAAAGGCCCCACCAGUAAGAAUAUGCCUACUGGGUCCCCGAGGCUCCGGCAAAACACUACAUGCAAGAUAUUUGGCCAAAAAAUUUGGCAUUUUCCAUAUUCAAUUUGAUGAGUUUCUUCAAGAAAAAAUGCUACUCAAAACUGAAAGGAAAUUUGGACCUGAAUUUGAGGAGGAUUCUGAAGAGGAACAAGUUACAAAACAAGAACUUGAAGAGCUUGCAAUUCAGGCCAAUGUUAAACUCGAAGAAGAAACCACAAAGAAGCAGCCUCUGGACGUGAAAUUUACAGAAGAAGAAGAAGCAAUCAAAUCAAGUCUGAUGGAAAAUGAACCACUGCCCCCUGAAAUUCUUAAUGUGAUCCUUUCUGAGUGGUGGUUUAAGGAACCAAUACGUUCCACAGGGUUUGUACUAGACGGCUUCCCACGGUAUCUUGAUGAAGCCACGUAUUUAGAGGAGCGUGGAUUUUUCCCAGAUGCUGUAGUUUUCAUACAUGUUGAAGAUCAAGAUAUUUGUGAUCGACUGCUUCCCUUCCAAAUUGCAAAAUGGAAAGCAAAACAAAAGAAAAAAUUAAGCAGGAAAAAACUCAUCAAAGACAUGAAGACAAAAAUCAGGGAUGAUACAAUAGCCAAAAGAAGAGCUGAACUUAUUUCAGAGAAAGAAAAAAGAAAGAAACUGGAAGCUGGCCUUAGAGAAGACGAUGACCUUAGUGAGGAAGAUCUGGACGAUGAUGAAGAGGAUAUUGAAAACAUUCUUGAAGAGGAGUUUCCAAAAGAUGAGGAAGAGACCAGUGAAGAAGAGGAAGAGCAAGAAGCCGACGCUAUUGAUCGCUUGAAAAAUGAACUAGGAGAAAAAUUUGAAACAGAAGCAAAUAAUCUACAAAUGAUCCAGGAUGAAUUUGAGAAGGUUUUAAUACCAAUCAUUACUGUUAAUGGAGCUCGGAAAAUCCACAUUGUACAAUACAUAUUAAACAUGAGGCUGAAGUCCCUGGUGGAGAACCGGGCAAGCAUUUUUGAGAAGUGUUAUCCAAUAACAGGACACCUUGCCGAGAAGAUGUUUGCCUAUACCUACAAGUAUAUAAGCUCCUUCGGUUACUGGGAUCCUGUAAAGCUAAGUGAAGGAGAUACAAUCAAACCAGUAGGAAAUUCAUCGAAUCUAAGUUAUCCUAUAAUCCAUCGGCAGUAUAUUUAUUUUUUAUCUAGUAAGGAAACUAAAGAAAAAUUUAUGAAGAAUCCAAUCAAAUAUAUCCGGCAACCUAAACCAAAGCCCACCGUGCCUAUUAGGAUUAUGAUUGUAGGGCCUCCGAAAUCUGGCAAAACCACAGUUGCCAAAAAACUUGUAAGCGAGUAUGGCUUAAGACGUUUGUCAAUGGGAGAAGCUUUGCGUGGCGUGUUAAACAACUUCCCCCACACAGAGCUGGCCCUUAUGUUAAAUUGGCAUCUUCAUAAAGGAAUGACAGCCCCCGAUGAACUGGCUAUUGAAGCCUUAGACAUUUCCAUGAUGGAAAGCACAUGUAACACUGCAGGUGUUGUCAUUGAUGGGUACCCUGUAACUGCAUAUCAAAUGAAGCUCUUAGAAAACAGAUCAAUCAUUCCCAUGAUCAUCUUUGAACUCAAUGUGCCUUCCAAGGAGAUUUUCAAAAGACUGAUCUUGGAUAGAAGGAAUGAGCAAAGCUUGCCUUAUCCAUUGCACAAUAGUGCACAGAUUAUAGCUGUCAAGAAUGCCAUGUACCACAAAAAUAUUACUGAGAUUAGGAAAUAUUACCAAAAACAGCAUCAGAACUGGUAUGUGAUUGAUGGCUUUCACAAUAAGUGGUGGGUAUGGAAUGAAGUCAUUAAGAACAUUCAGAUGGUGAAUAAACACAUGCAGACAUACAUGGAAAGAAUAAAAGAAGGAAAAGCUGCCUGCAUCAACAAGUUAUGUAUCACCCCUCAAGAGCUGGUUUCUCGCCUGGGAGAAUUUGGACAGUACUGCCCUGUCAGCCUGGGAGAAUCGAAUGAGUUAUUUGAUUGCUCUGAGACUGACUCCUUGGAAUUUGCUGCAGAAUUCAGAGGGCACUAUUAUAAAAUGAGUUCCAAGGAAAAACUAAAUAAAUUUUUGGAGAACCCGGAAUUAUACGUGCCUCCUUUAGCACCUCACCCACUCCUAUCUGAGGACAUGAUCCCCAAAAGACUGACAGUGGCGGAGCUAAAGAGUCGGUUCCCAAAGUGUGCAGAGCUCCAGGGCUACUGUCCAGUGACCUAUAAGGAUGGGAAACAAAGAUAUGAAGCCCUAGUACCUGGUACCAACGAGUAUGCUGUAGAAUAUCAAGGGCAUAUAUACAUUUGUGAGAGCGAAGAAAAACUUCAGAAAUUUUUGAGGUCACCAAUGAACUACUGGGAUCAGAAGCUUCCACAGAAACUUCCUCCAUUAAAGGAACCCAUAUCCCUUACUAGUCUUCCUUUGCCUGGAUAUCUGGAACAGGGUAUUGCAACUUCUCUAAUAAAAGCAAUGAACGCAGUGGGAUGCCUGAAGCCCAAGUUCCCUUUCUUAAGUAUAAGGAGAUCUGCACUACUCUAUAUAGCAUUUCACCUCAAAGCAUUUAAUCCCAAAAGUUCUGAAUAUAUAAGAAAAAAGUAUAAGAAGAAGAUGGAGCAGUUUAUGGAGAGAUGUGAACUCAUAACGUACCUGGGUGCCAAGAUGACCAGAAAAUACAAGGAACCUCAGUUUAGAGCCAUUGACUUUGAUCAUAAAUUACAGACCUUUCUCUCUCUCAGAAAUAUAGACCCAGUUACUGGCUAG
Molecule: messenger RNA, 5730 nt
Organism: Perognathus longimembris pacificus (Pacific pocket mouse)
Lineage: Eukaryota; Metazoa; Chordata; Mammalia; Rodentia; Heteromyidae
Gene: Ak9
Product: adenylate kinase 9
Exons: 40
Coding region: 7-5730 (1907 amino acids)
Biological process (GO): nucleobase-containing compound metabolic process
Cellular component (GO): cytoplasm; mitochondrion
Molecular function (GO): ATP binding; AMP kinase activity; ATP hydrolysis activity
Source: RefSeq, a predicted model, not a curated record